AAGAGGGCGGGACGUGACACGGAUUUUGCCGGCCGCGGACGAGAUGCGGCUGUUCAAACGUCGCUGCUCGGAUCCCAGCCCGCAACUGGUGAGUCUGGCACCUCUCACCGUCGAAGACGACUUCGAGGACCCCAAACUCAAGUCCCGCUCGGGUCACUCCUCGCCAGCAAGGGCUCCAGCAACCCCUCUCACCGGAAUUCCACCCCCCGUACCGUCAGCUGCACUUUCAACGUGGGGCAAGAAGGUCGGCAAAAAGCUCGACAAAAUGAAGAGAGCCGACUCCUCGGAAAUCCUCUCAUCCGCGGGGCGACGGAAAAAUUGGAGCCCGAGCCCAGUUCCUAGCAACAUGCCGAACGGCCAGACCUCCAGAGCGAAACGCAUCUCACGAGUGGAGUCCCUCCGGAACCUCUUCUCCCGCGGCGGUGCCAACAACCACGCCGUCAAAAAACCCACCAAGCCCUGCGAGAACGAAGAAUGGCUCAAAGAGGAAUGCCAGAGAGGCAUCACGGAUCUCUACCAACUGGACAAAGUCCUCAUGCCGAACCGCGAGAGACACUCCGGAAAAACCUCCAACUCCCGGCGAAGAGUGCUAUCCGAGAGCGUCACAGAAAGUUUCCUCGAGGAGCAGUAUCUAGUAGAAUACCUGCUCAGCCACAAGAACACUAUGGGACUCAGCGACGAGAACCACAACCUGGAAAAAGGCUUGAAGACAUUGAGCUACGACGAUCUGUUGACAGCUUUCGAGACUUUAAAAGAGAGGGAUCGGAUCAAAGCGCAGAACAGUCGGCUGUCGGGAACAGCGUUGGAUCUGUGGAAGCGGAAUAACGAUAGCGGGGGCGUCAUCCCGAACGGCUCAUUUAAUUACUUAGACUCGCUAACCCGGGAGGGUGGCAAUUACGACAGACCGAAAACCAAUCGGUCCGCGAGCGAAGACUGUGAUAAUAGGUCGCCGAAAUUCCCGAAAGUUCAAUUUAAAUCGAACUGUAAAUCAGAGUCGGACGCGGGUCUUUACUCGAGUGUGGAAAGCUCUGUCAAUAAUCUCGGCAAGAUCCUUACGAAUAUGCUCUAUGUCAAGGCGGACGAGAGUGGGUACGAAAGUGAUUCGACGAAAAAUGGCGCCGAUUCGCCACGCAAUUCGAUGAAAUCCACGGCGUCUACCUGUUCCAACGACCCCGCCAUCCUAUCUAGUCAUGCUCCCCGCAAGAACUGCUGUCAACCGGAGCAACUCGUCAAAUGUGAUGACGCCAAGCUUGUGCUCAACCAUGGCUCGGUUGAUCCCAAAUUUUUGGCGGUGGAGCCGGGGAUCAAGUGCAAUAAAACGGAUGAGGAGAAGCUUUCGCUCUCGAAGAUUCAUGUGCCGAGAUCGCGGUUUCUGUCGGCGCAGGAGGAACGAAGCUCGUGUGGCGGUCGGAAGUCCCGAUGCGACUCGAGGUCCAACCCUGAGGAUCGGUCGUCCCUCCUAGGCUCAAAAUUCGCUCAGAUGGAUGGCCGAAAAUCCCAUCCAGGAUCAAUUCCGAGCCCAGACCACCAAACCUUCAGACGCAACUCAAUAUCCAGCAUAGAAGAACGUGGCUUCAGACUCCGUUCCGUCCUCGAGCCAGAUAACUCGAAACCGCCCACGAACAACCGAAGAACGAUCGUCGACAUCGUGGCCAACCGGUCGCCGGUGAGGGACAUCGGUGGCGUUUCCUAUCUACGGCACUCGACCUUGGAGCUCCCGGUCGAGGGGAGGUACCAGCCGGACAGGGUGGUGUCCAACAAGCAGGUUUUCCAAGACUCUCUAGUAUGUAAGAACUGCAAGCCGCUGCAGAAGUCGCUCGAGGGUGCGGCCUGGCCGGCGUGUCAGUCGAGCCUCUACUACCAGUUCCUAAAAAACCGGAGCUCGAAGAAGCCCCCUGCUAAUCCGACGACAAGGACGGCGACGAGCUCGAGUGGGGGUAGUGUCAAGCAGAAGGAGUUGAAGAGGAUACGGCUCAUGAAGGACGAGACCGGUGAGCUGGGGAUCUACAUCGAGCGCCAGGACCCUUCUAGGUCUGCAGCAUCGUCCUUCAUGAUCUCCUACAUCGAGCCCAAUGGAGUUGUCGACAGUACACUUUCUGUACACAGACCUUUCCUAUCGAGCAGUCGGAGCUUCAGCAACGUUUCAGCGGCAGACAGCAACGCGGAACAAGUCAAAAGCAACGAUGCAACGCACCGUGUCAGUUCCAUCGGCGAGGAGCUCUCCAAGAAACCGCCACUACCUCUCCCGAAAUUCUCAUCCAGCAAGGUCGCGCAAGAGGCGAACGGAGAUGACCCUCCACCGGUCGUCGAACCCGUCACGGGGAUGAAGAAAUUCUCGUGUCGACCGCGGGCGCCACCCCCUCCGGCAGCGGCCCCGCCCCCCGUCUCAAGGCACAACUCCCUCAACAUGUCUGUGUUCACCAUAACCUACGAGAAGGGUCGGGGGAAGAAAUCCCUCGGUUUCAGCAUCGUUGGCGGAUGUGACUCUCCGAAAGGGAAUCUGGGGAUUUUCGUCAAGACCAUUUUUGCCACCGGUCAAGCGGCCGAGGAGGGCUCCUUGCAGGAAGGGGACAAGAUAUUAGCUGUAAACGGUGAAUCGCUGGAUGGAUUAACUCAUAGCGAAGCAAUUGCAAUUUUCAAGGAUAUCAAAAGUGGGCCUGUGAUUCUUCACGUUACAAGAAAAGAAACGGGCCGGAAUUGAUAGUAAUGAGCUUUUUUAGACCAAAAAAAAAAAUUAUACCUCAUUUUACACUAUGUAUGUUUCACUUAAAAUUUGUCAAAGUCAAAAAUUAAUGAAGUCAAUUUUCUACAUAAAAAAUACACAACUAAACUGACAAUGUUUUCAAUAAAAAAAAUAAAACUUUAACGCUGCAUCGA
Molecule: messenger RNA, 2877 nt
Organism: Bemisia tabaci
Lineage: Eukaryota; Metazoa; Arthropoda; Insecta; Hemiptera; Aleyrodidae
Source: RefSeq, a predicted model, not a curated record